Molecule: messenger RNA, 222 nt
Organism: Arctia plantaginis
Lineage: Eukaryota; Metazoa; Arthropoda; Insecta; Lepidoptera; Erebidae
Source: the annotation of a GenBank genome assembly
AUGAGGGGUACCGAAACAAUUCGAUCUGCCAUCACAACUAUUAGGGAUAACUCGGGCAUCGUACACAGGGAGAAAGAGAAGGUCUGCACAGACUUCUACGCGAAGUUAAAUAGUGUGCCUCAGAACAUCAUACCUAUUUCUACACAAAAAAAUGGUAACAUCCAACCUCCUACAAAUAUUAUAGCACCAAUAACAGAGUUCGAGGUCCACUGUGCACGUUGA